UCUACGUCCGCUGGAAAGAGAAGAAGGAUAAGGACGUGGGCAAAGCUCUUGGUUGGAUUCAACACCACUGCCAGGCCGUGUUUUUUGAAGACCAAACCAUAUUACCAUGUUUUUAUCAGGCUAUGGUUGAAAUAAUUGAUGCUCUCCACUGCAAGAAUAUUGUUUUGGGUUCAUUUCCAGUUAGCUUACUGAAGGAAGUUUAUGGAUGUAUGUGUAGUACAUAGCCUUAAUUAGAAUUUCUAUAUGGUUGAUGGCUCAUGCUGCUCUUCAAUGAUGAGCCCUUUGAAUACAAGAAUAUGGUUCUUGCUGUACGCAGAGUAAAUGCAAUACUAGUCAUAUGUUCUACUUGUAAAUCAUUUCAUAAAGGAAAUGUAGAACCUGUGGUUGAUGUCCAAAAUCAUCAUGGUAUGGAUGCACUAUUUAAUAACCAUACAAAAGACAGAGAGCUGGUAGCAUUGACCAAAAGAUUAUCGGAUUUCAUGCUCAAAGGGGAAGUAGAGUAUGCAAGAAAAUUUUUUGAUCAAAUGUGCCAUAGAGACUCUAUUUGUUCGAAUGUGAUGAUCAGGGGUUACAUCAAGAACCACAGGACUGGUGAUGCAAGGGCGAUUUUUGAUAGCAUGAAUGAGAGGAACGCUGUUUCAUGGAACACCAUGAUAAUGGCUUACACCCAAGAGAGAAAGAUGCACACUGCUUUGAAGUUAUUUUUAAUUAUGCCUGAUAAAGAUGACUUCAGCUGGACCACUAUAAUAUCUGGGCUUUGUUUGGAUUCACAAAUUGAAGAUGCAUGGAAAUUAUUCAAGCAAAUGCCUAACCCUAGUUCGAUCUCCUGGUCUUCUGUUAUAUCAGGUUUUCAGCAAAAUGGGUUGUCUGCUGAAACUUUGAUGCUCUUUAAAGAAAUGGUGUCAAUAGGGAUUCAACCGACUUCACAUUCACUUACUAGUGCUUUGACUGCUUCGGCAGAUUUGGCAGCUUUUUUCUUUGGCCAACAACUUUAUUCCCAACUUCUUAAAAGAGGAUUUGAGAAUAACACACACAUCAGAAACUCGGCCAUCUCUAUGUUCAUAAAAUCAGGUAAUGUUCAUUAUGCAAAGCGUAUUUUUGCAGAUAUGCCCCAACUUGACCUUGUCACCUGGAAUUCUAUGAUCAUGGGCUAUGGGCAGCAUGGGUAUGGCUUGGAAGCAACCAUAAUUUUCCAUCAGAUGCAAAAGGCUGGGUUCCUGCCUGACGGUGUCAGCUUCUUGGGUGUUCUUCAAGGUUGCAGCCAUUGUGGAUUGGUGGAAGAUGCAAGCAAGUAUUUUAAUAAUAUGAAGUCGGAUUAUGGAAUCUCCCCAAAACUGGAGCACUAUGCAUGCAUGGUUGAUGUCUUUGCACGUGCUGGGUUGCUGAAAGAAGCAUUUCAGAUAAUUAUGAAAAUGCCAUUUCAACCAACAACUAUCUUUUGGAAGAUAUUGCUGAAUGGGUGUAGGGUUUGGGGGUAUCUGAAAUUGGGUGUGUAUGUGGUUGAUAAGAUUUUGAAGCUUGAACCUUAUAAUUCAAGUGCGCAUUUGAUGCUUAUGGAGAUGUAUGCUUCAGCCAGGAAUUGGACCAGGGUUUUGGAAAUACGGAGAUUAAUGAGGGAAAGACAAGCAAGAAAGGAGUUCAGUUAUAGUUGGAUUGACAUACGGGGGAGGUUACAACUGUUCACUACAAGGGAUGAAACUCAUCUUGAAUCAGAUGGCAUUUACAUGACCCUUUAUUUGUUAUAUUACGAUAUUGCCGAGUGUUCAAGGAUAGAUUUGCCUAGAGAAUUGCGAGGCUAGUAUGUGAAAUCAUAGAAUCUUUUCCUUAUCAGUUCAGGAAGAUAUAGACAUGGACAUAUGCCAUCAGUAUCAAGGCCAUUUGCCAAAAGCAGGUCUAAAUUGAGGAUGUGCUGAUAAUUGAAAGUAGGUGGCUAAUAUCUGUAUGCUACAAUGAACCUGUACAUUUAGUUGGAGCACUGCAAACAAUCCAAAGGGCAUAUGACCCAGGUUCGGCUAUCGAUCAAUUGGCAGACUUCUCCACACCAGUUUCCAGUUGGGACUCUUGCUUCUAUGUUGUAGACCGAACUAGUCUACUAGAGAAUACCUUGUGACUUUCAGUGCCAACAAGUCUGCUGCUUAGAAGGUCAAGUUUCAGAACUUUUCAUGCUUGGGCUACGUUCUUGUGACAAGUUGUCAUGUACAUUGUUACCACUUUGUUGGGUGAUAAUUCUUAUUUUUGCUUGUGUUCUAAUAGGGUAAUAAUAGCUAUAUUUCUUUGUUAGGAGAAUUCUUUAUAUUUUAGUUCUGACAUAUAUAAAAU
Telopea speciosissima is the source of this 2319-nucleotide messenger RNA. RefSeq names its product pentatricopeptide repeat-containing protein At4g02750-like. The transcript is spliced from 4 exons. Gene Ontology annotation, molecular function: protein binding; RNA binding. The record is from RefSeq and is a predicted model, not a curated record. Gene Ontology annotation, biological process: RNA modification. Bases 258 to 1799 code for a protein of 513 amino acids. Lineage: Eukaryota; Viridiplantae; Streptophyta; Magnoliopsida; Proteales; Proteaceae.